AAAAUAAAUAACUAUAUGCAGUACACGCGCAGGAAACCACUGGCGAGAGCUUCCCAGUUCGCACUUCCAACGAAGCUGAGGAGGUGGGAAGGGUGUGGUUUGCAGAGCAGCCAGCAACUGACAGGCCUGAAGCAACCUGGGCAGCCCUUAGGAGGCGCUUCGGUUCCCGUCCCGCUCCCCCACCCCGCCGCUGGCUUGGCGGUACGAGAGCGCGCGCAAGCGAAGCGCCUUCUCAUUACACCUGGCCAGCCUCGAGCCGCUGGCACCAAAGGCAGUUGCGCCGCCGCCUCGCGAGUGUCUCCGCCAGGGACUGGUUCCCGGCAGGACGGGGCGCUCACCAUGGAGAAAGGGGGCUUCAAGAGGCUCGGCAGGCUCUUCCACAAGAGCGAGUCCGAGGACUCCGAGCCGGACACGUCAUUUUCCUCCCCCUGCCCUUCGCCAGCACUUCAGGGGCGACGGGAGCAUCGCCACAGCAGCCUCCCGGCCGCCGGCUCCGCCGCUGGAGAGCGCAAGAAGCGCUCGGCUUUCGGGCACUGGCGCCUGAAGAAGCGCAAGGACCGCCCGGCGGCGGCGACCACGACGGCACUGCCAGGAGAAGGAAGCCGGGGCGGGAACAGCGUGCCUGCGUCUCUUUCGCUCUCCCACUCGUCCAACUUCACCACUUCGGAGCCCACGACCCCCACAAACAGAUAUUUUGACAUGCCUGAUACACAAUUUGCUGCUCAGGCAAAUCCAUUGCCUCUACUACCUUCACAAGAUUCACAGUUUUCUUAUACUAUUCCAGUGGUUUCAGUAACAACAUCUACAUUGCCAGCUUCAUUUAGAAAGUCCAAAACACGCUCUGUGGAAUCUUCUAAGGAAGAAAGCAAAAGGAAACCAGUUUUGGGGAAGUUUGGAAAUUUCUUUACUACAGGGAGAAGGAAAAAUCCCAAAAACACACUAGAAGCUUCUUUAAGACCAUCUGUUAAAACUGCAAGUUCAGGAUCCCCCCCCAAGGGUAGAGCUCCUUUGGCAUCAAUAGAUAUUGAGGACAUAACAGAUCUAUCCAAAAGCGAAGAGUCUCUAAUUGACCAGGUUUGCAAUCAGGACCAGACAAGGAUACCAAAUACUGUUGAAAACACAGAAGAAUAUCUCUACAAUAAGGAUCUGACACCUUUGUAUAAUGAUAUUGUUUCAGAAUGGAACACUAAAGGAAUUAAUUCUGACAGUGAAUUGUCAUCUGAUUGGCGCAGCAGUAGUGAAACAAUAAAAAAUACAUUAUUUGAUAGUAAUCUUACACUCCAGACACUGGAAGCAGAGAACAAUCUUGUCAUUGAUACGACUCAUACCACAACUCCAGAUUUCUUUAAAAGUUUAAGUAAUAUAUCCAAUGAGGACCUGGACCAUACUAUAUUAAAUCACAAGCAGAUAGUGGAUGUUCAUUCAUUUACAGAAUCAGAACAUGCAGCAUCAAAAGAGCUGCCAUCAGUUUUGGAAUCCAAGCCAAGUGAAUGUGUCCAUCCUUCUAGAGUGUUGACAUUGGAUAUCUUUCUUCGUAGAGCUGAACAACCAAAUUCCAAUGAACCAGUGACUAUUGUAUUGGACAACAACUGUAGUAGCACAGACGCAAUGGAUAAAAAAUCUGCAGUAAGGAAGUCUGGAAAGAGGAGAAAAUCUCAGUCCUCCAGUGACUUGCCUAAUGGGGACAGAAAUGUGACUGAGAAUCCUGCAAAAGAAGAACCUGUUUUUGAUGAGAUUCCUUCAGAUCUAGUUUCAGAAAAAACAAACAUUUCUGAAAGAAAAGUUAAGGCUUCUCAACAGAUUAAUUCUCCCACAGCUAAUAAUGACACAAGGACUGGAAGUAAUCACAAGGGACUUGCUAAGACAGAAUUGGAAAAAAGCAAGCAGCAGACCCCAACUUCAUCCCCAUACAGGAGGAAAUCAUUAAAAAAGAAUCAGUCUGACCCAGGCCCUCUUUCGCCCACAGGCUCGAAGAGUCAUGGGAAAGAGUCCACCAAAAGACAGACUGAAAGUAACCCAUCAUCAAAAUGUACUUCAGUAGAGAAGCUGUCUUCUGGUGAAAGCACUGUAGAGACUUCCAAAGUUUCUUCUACAGGCAUCACAGACAAUAGCACUUUGCCACUUUCUGAUGGGACAGAGUCACUUCUUGCCAACAGUUCUGAUUGCAGCGUUCCCCUGAACACUGAUAAGCAUAAAAACAAUGAGUUGGAAAUCACAAAUGGGAAGCAAACUACCUCUGAUCUGGAUAGUGCAAAGCAAAGAAAUAUAUGCUUUGAUGUUUCCAGAACUGUGACAACAAAAGUUAGUCUUCCAGCUAAACCAAAGAAUAUUGAAUUAAACCUUAAAGCUUCCAAAACUAUGGAAGAUGUGCAAACUGAGCAAGAUUCCAUGGACAAAACUGUUAAAAUUAACUUCAGUAUUGCUAACAAAAUAUCCAUGUUUGAAAACAAACAUACUAACCAAAACCAAUCUGCUGAGACCUCUACUUCAAAAAAAGGUUCUGUAUCAAAUACAUUUGUUGGCAGAGCAAAGCUGAAAUUUGGGAAACAGCAUAAUGAAAGUGAACAGACCAACAGAAGCACAAAGCCAAACAAUCGGCAGAAAGUAUUUCAAAAUGGUGCAAAGGUGAAAGAGGUAUCUUCAGAUAUAAAGAUCAAGUCUGAAGGAGGAACCCAAUCAAACAUGACCAAUGAGGAAGUUGGAAACAUUGCUGAUUCUCAGUUUAAUCAAAAUAGUAAAAUAGAUGAACAUCAAGUGAAUGUUUGCACUUCUAAAAAAGUAGUUACAGAAUUAGCCAAGGAUAAUUUGCUACUUAAAACUGAAACUGUGCAACAUAUUGAAGAAAUUGAAACCAUCCAAAAUGAUAAUGACAGGAGUACAAAAGCCAGAUCCAUAACUCCUGAAAGUGGAGAGAAACUUUCCUUGAAAACAGACAUAUAUUCCCCAAGUAAAGACGAUCAGUGUCUCCUGCAAACUGACUUAGUGCCCAGAAAAUCAGAAUUGGAACACAACACGACUUCUCAGAUUGAGAAUGAAGACAGAAAGAUGUCAAAUAUUGUUUUGGAAAACAUACAGGUAUUUGAGCAGAAUAUCAGUGGACAACAAAGUUCAAGCAGUGGUUGUAAUGUUCCUAAAGCUGGCAAUGAUGAUGGCAUUUGUGAUUCCCCUUCUGACAUGGCAAAGUUUACGGAAACUCUUAAAAACCUGGACAGCUCUGUUUGUAUACCUCAGAAGAAGAAAAAGGCCAAAGUUCCAAAAUCUCCAGCACCUCAUUUUGCUAUGCCUCCAAUUCAUGAAGACAAUUUAGAGAAAAUAUUUGAUCCCAAUGUAUUUACAGUUGGUUUAGGAGUCAAGAAAGACAAACCACGAGAUUUAGCCCCAUCUUUACAGCUGAAAUUGCAAAGUCUAGAAACAGAGGCUAGAGUCAGACCCAAGCGUGCCUCAACCGAAAAUAGCAUUCUUCUCCAAUCACUAAAAUUGGCCAACAGAGCUGAUCCUGCACUCACCCAGGAAAUAUGUGGAAAGGAGAAUAAGGAUAGUACAGAUGGUGACAUUAAGAGAUCUCGACUUGAAAACAGUGCCAUCUUCUCAAGCCUUCUAUCACCUGCAACUAAAGAAAAUGUGUUCACACCAUCUGUGACCUCUAUAAACACUAUCACAACAUCUUUUGCAUCUCAGAAGAGUGUUGAUUCCUCAGGAAUAUCUCCUCUAACAUUUGAUAUAGCUCAGAAAUCAGAGUCUCUUUCAGGUUUCAAAACUCCAAACUUUAUGGAGAAAUGUUUACAAACUGAGGAUGCAAAAAAAGAGAGAAUUUUACAGAUGCCAAACUUUGGAAAACCUGAUACCAGUUUUUCAAGCUGGUUGAAACCUGGCCAGUAUGAACCAAAUGGAUUCUUACCAGAGAUUGAGGCAUUUUCAGGCAACAACCAAAAUAAAAUCAAUCCUAGACCAGGAAAGAUUGUUAUCUGCAAUCAACCAGAUCCAUUUGAAAACACUGUCGAAGUUUUUCAUGAUGUGUUGGACUGCACCUCUUGGGUACUGUCACCUGUAAUUCUAGUUAAAGUCGUCAGAGGAUGUUGGAUUCUGUAUGAGAAGCCAAACUUUGAAGGUCCUUCUAUUCCUCUGGAGGAAGGAGAAAUAGAACUCGCAAACCUUUGGGGGGAAGAACAAUCUGGUGACAAAGAUGAGUGCAAACUUCCUGAGCCUGCAGUAAUUGGUUCGAUAAGGCAUGUAGUAAAGGAUUAUAGAAUUUGCCGAAUUGACUUGUUUACAGAACCAGAAGGGUUAGGUAUUGUAAAUUCUUAUUUUGAUGACAUUGAAGAAACACGAUUUGGUUCUGCACCGAAGACUUGUUCGAUCCAAGUUCAUCGGGGCAUAUGGCUACUUUAUGAAGAACCUGGUUUCCAGGGAAUUCCUUUAAUGCUGGAGCCUGGAGAAUAUCCUAAUCUAUCAUUCUGGGAAAAGAAAGAAGCAUAUAUUAGAUCCAUGAGGCCCUUGAAAAUGGGUGGACGCAAAGUUGAAUGUCCUGAAAGCCCAAAGGUAAUCAUUUAUGAAAAGCCUUUCUUUGAAGGAAAACAUGUAGAGCUUGAUUCAGAAUUAAUAGUUCUUGCUGAAGAAGGAAAUAAAAAAGAAGAAUCGGCAGAGCUGGAAACUGGACAGCUGGCAUCAAUAGGAUCCAUAAAAGUGAUAGGAGGAAUUUGGGUUGCUUAUGAGAAAUCAAGGUUUGCAGGGCAUCAGUAUUUGCUGGAAGAAGGAGAAUACCAGGAAUGGAUGGACUGGGGUGGUUAUGAUGAGCAGGUGCAGUCACUGAGGCCUGUUUUAGGGAGUUUUACGCAGCCUCACAUGAUAAUGUACACUGAGAAAGACUUUGGGACUAAAAGUUCUAACAUAAGCGUGUUAGGAAUUAUUUCCAAUUUGAAGGAUACUGGCUAUGGACUAAGGACUCAAUCUAUAAAUGUGUUAAGUGGAGUCUGGGUGGCUUAUGAAAAUCCUGACUUUACGGGAGAGCAGUAUAUCCUUGAUAAAGGAAUGUAUUCUAGUUCUGAGGCUUGGGGAGCUAGAAGUUGUAAGAUCUCUUCAGUACAACCCAUAAUUUUGGAAAACCUCAGUGAUCAUAUGGGGAAAUUUAAGGUCCAGCUAUUUUCAGAACCAGAGUUCCAGGGUAGCAGUCAAAUAUUUGAGAAAGACACUUCCCAGAUUGAGAAAUUAUCUGUUAAGUCUGCAAAAGUAUUAUCUGGCAGUUGGAUUGCAUAUGAUAAGGAAAAUUUCUCUGGUAAUCAGUAUGUGUUAGAAGAAGGAGCCUAUCCUGAUCUGUCUGCAAUGGGUUGCCUACCCAAAACAUGCCUGAAGUCCUUAAAAGUUAUAAAUAUUGAGCUUUCUGAGUCAGCCAUAGCCCUUUUCGAAAAGGAAAACUUCAGGGGAAAGAAAAUAGAAUUUACCACUGAAAUCAUAAAUCUCCAGUUUCUUGGCUACAAUCCUCAUGUAGCUUCAGUAGAAGUCCGAGGCGGCACAUGGAUUAUUUAUGAACAUAAUAAUUAUAGAGGCCGUCAGAUUUUAUUAUCACCUAAAAAAAUAUCAAACUGGUGUGAGUCAAGUGGCUACCAAACAAUAGGUUCUCUACGCCCUUUACUGCGGAAACAAGCAUACUUCAGACUUCGAAACAAAGAAACAGGAAAGUUCAUGUCCGCUGAUGGAAAUCUAGAUGACCUGAAUCUUCUAAGGAUACAGGUUGCAGACGAUACUAAAUCUGAUGAGCAAGUCUGGAUUUAUCAAGAUGGUUUCAUCAAAUGUAGGCUGGCGGAAGACUUUUGCUUGACAAUUGUAGGAAACCUGAUUACACCUGGUGCCAAACUGGGCCUCACACUUCAGCAGAAUGAGGAAAAGCAAAGCUGGAGUAUUAAUCCAGAUGGCAGGAUCUAUAGCAAGAUGAAACCACACUUAGCAUUAGAUAUUAAAGGGGGGAAGCACUAUGAUCAAAACCACCUCGUUGUCAGUUCAGUUGGUGAAGAUAAGGCAACACAAUGCUGGGAACCACUGGUCAUGUAAAAGUACUCGAGAGGCACAAACAGAAAAACAGAUCCAUUAAUGUUGUGAAGACUGGCCAAAAAAGGACAUCAAAGCAAUGCUUUCACAGUAAUUUUAAGAAACAAACAGAAUUUAAAGCACCUUCUCUAUCUGUCUGUCUCUCUCUCUCUGUGUGUGUGUGUGUGUGUGUGUGUGUGUGUGUGUGUGUGUGUGUGUGUGUGUGUGUGUGUGUGUGUGUGUGUGUGUGUGUGUGUGUGUGUGUG
Rhineura floridana is the source of this 6287-nucleotide messenger RNA. It is a transcript of the gene CRYBG1, whose product is annotated as crystallin beta-gamma domain containing 1. The transcript is spliced from 23 exons. Bases 16 to 6045 code for a protein of 2009 amino acids. The record is from RefSeq and is a predicted model, not a curated record. NCBI's taxonomy places the organism in Eukaryota, Metazoa, Chordata, Lepidosauria, Squamata, Rhineuridae.